AUGCAAAGCAGGAAGAUCAAUGGAUACCCACAAGAGCAAUACUAUGGUGAUGAUAGCUCGUGGAUGGAAACUAAGGCUCAGCAGCUACAGAGCCAAGGAUAUCCACAGACACAGCAAUAUCCAGGCAUGAAACCAGGUUAUGGCAAGGAUUCUGAUUACUCCAUGCCAAAUCAUGGCCAUGACUCUAACCAUAAUAUGUAUUAUCAGGACAAGCCUCAUGGCCAUGGCUAUGGUAAUGGCUAUGAUAAUAAUCAUGGUCAUGGCAAUGGCCAAACAUUCCCUUUUGGUGCUACCACUAAUCACUCACCUCAUCAUGGUAAGCCAUUCAAACACGGUGGUGGUGGCCACAAGGAUUAUGUCUCACAGCAUGAGUAUGAAGUUUACAAGGAAGAGCGUAUCGGUUCUGGCGCGACCAAGAGGGAUGAAGUGAGAUAUGAAAGGCGUGGAACAUACGGAGGAGAUGUUUAUCAGGCCAAUCCAUAUGGAUACAAUAAUAACAUGAAUAAUCCUAAUGGUCAUGGAACAAAAAAAGCCAACUGGACACUAAAAGGAGUCUAA
This is a messenger RNA of Lathyrus sativus (Indian pea), 558 nucleotides long. The record is from the annotation of a GenBank genome assembly. Lineage: Eukaryota; Viridiplantae; Streptophyta; Magnoliopsida; Fabales; Fabaceae.